GCCCUGACUAUUUGCGGAAUCGCAAUUUAGUGCCGGUAUAAGACAUCGCGAGUGACGACGAACUAUCGUAGGGACUCCGGAUUGUGUAAAACAAUUUGAUUUUGUUGAUGUGUCAAAUUUACGACUAAAUAUCUAGAGCGAUACAACGCACGUCCAAAGCAUCGCACACACAUCCAAUGUGGUGAACUCGAACGGUGGGAAUAAACACAUCACACAUCAGAACCCCACAGAAUUCCACCACCAUCCGGUAGCUGCACACCCGAUUCAACACACUGUACAACUUAUCACACACUUUAUUGUGCACCCUGAACAUACUAUUCAUGAAUAUUCUUAAGAAACUGCAACGAUUCAUCCCCGUCUAGUCAUACCCCGAGUGAUAUUCGUUGAGUUAACAGUUCAAAAGUUAUCGAUGGUUCGUUAGAAAAACAUAUUGGCAAUAUUGGUGAUAAUUUCAUAGCGAGAAAUUUCCGAUCCAUCCGGGGGGAGCAUCCCAGUACGAGUGUAAUCCCAUCCAAGAGAGAAAAUGAGUGAUACCACUAGUGGCAUAAGUGACACUGGAGAGAUACCCAGCAGCUCAUUUCCGAGCAGUUCUGAGGACGAUAAACUGUUGGGUGAAACUGGGGCAGCAAACGACGUUGUCGACGAAAUGACUGGCGCCAGCAAGGAGCAAAAUCCGGAAAAAGAGGAAAAUGCACAACUCCAGGGCACUACUGGCGACAACGUGGGCUCCCUGCUGUAUUCCUUCGCCAAGAAGGUGGUGACAGUGGGUAUCAUAUAUUUCGUCGGUUACAUGGGCUGGUCAGUGGCAUGGUUGAUUACACCGGUCUUACUGUCUGUGGCACGCGAACAGUGGCGAAACAAGAACGAGACUCGUCGUAAUGUGGCCAAAGCAUCGGCAUUGGCCAGUGAUAAGGAGGUCAUCCUGGCACGGCUUGGUGAUUUACCUGCAUGGGUAUUCUUUCCAGAUGUUGAACGUUGUGAGUGGCUUAAUAGGAUCCUGAAGCAAGUAUGGCCCAACGCGAACUUCUUCGCAAAGAACCUCAUCAAGGAAUCCAUCGAGCCCAACAUUCAACAAGCGUUGGCCGGAUACAAACUGAAUGGUUUCAAAUUCGACCGAAUGAUCUUGGGAACAAUCCCCCCGCGAAUCGGUGGGGUAAAGGUGUACGAGAAGAACGUGUCCCGUAAUGAAAUCAUUAUGGAUUUGGACUUGUUCUACGCCGGUGACUGUGAUAUCAACUUCUCGUUGAGUGGAUUACGGGGUGGAAUUAAGGACUUCCAAAUCCACGGUACGGUGCGGGUCAUAAUGAAGCCACUUAUUUCGCAGAUGCCUCUGGUCGGUGGUCUCCAGAUUUUCUUCCUAAACAAUCCGAAUAUCGAUUUCAACCUGGUGGGGGUGGUUGAUCUGCUUGACAUGCCCGGGUUGAGUGAUAUUCUGAGGAAAAUUAUAGUGGAGCAGGUCGCCGCUAUCAUGGUGCUACCAAACAAGCUGCCAAUCAUUCUGAAUGAUGGUGUUCCAGCGCUUUCACUGAAGAUGCCAGAGCCGGAGGGUGUUCUCCGAAUUCAUGUCGUCGAGGCGAAGGAUCUGAUGAAAAAGGACAUCAGUGUUUUGGGCAAGGGCAAGUCCGACCCGUAUGCCAUAGUGUCCGUUGGUGCUCAACAGUUCCGCACGCAGACCAUCGACAACACGGUCAAUCCCAAAUGGGACUACUGGUGCGAGGCGUUUAUCCACGCGGAAAGCGGCCAACAAUUGCAGAUAGUUCUCAACGACAAAGACGCCGGCGGCGACGAUGAACUGCUGGGAAGAGCCACCGUCGAGAUCAGCAGUGUUACCAAAAAUGGAGAAAUUGAUACUUGGUUGACACUUGAGCAAGCCAAGCAUGGUUUGGUUCACCUGAGAUUGACCUGGUUCAGAUUGAGCGCCGACAAGAACGAUCUGAAAGCUGCUCUGGAAGAAACUCAACUGCUGCGCGUUACUUCGAUGAGCACUGCCUUGCUGACGGUGUUCAUAGAUUCGGCCAAAAAUCUACCGCAAGCACGUCAGCAAAGCCAACCGGAUCCUUAUCUGGUGUUAAGUGUAGGAAAGAAAACGGAACAAACUAGCGUUCAGAUGAGAACCGAUGCUCCUGUUUGGGAGCAAGGGUUCACAUUCUUGGUUGGAAAUCCGGACAACGAUACCUUGCAGUUGAAGGUGGUCGACCAGAAGACUGGUAACACGCUGGGCUCGUUGGUCUACAUUUUGAGCGCACUGAUGGAGAAAAAAAAUCUGGAACUGAUGUCUCAGCCGUUCCAGUUGCAGAAAUCGGGCCCCGAAACCAAGAUCAUCAUGUCUUUGUCUCUUCGAGUCUUGAAGCGUAGUCGUGACUCGGUUGAUGAUGCUACUUCCGAUAAAACGUCUACAUCUGAGGGAUACGGUGGCGAUAGUACCUUAUCGAGAUCGAGUUCCAUCAGAGCUGCUCCUUCGCCGCCUGCAGCUGAUUCAACAACUUCGGAACAGGUGGUUGCCAGUUCCAUCAAGCGACAGGAAUCUCGCAAAUCUACGACCUCGGGUAUUACCGACCAAAUGACCAUUCAGGAAGAACCGUUCGUUGUGUCUACGCUAAAUACAGUCAUGAUGGCUACUCCACCCAGAAGUCCUAAUUUGAGUGAAAAUGGCUCAGAACUUUUGCGACGUAGUCCGAGUACCACUUCUUCCGCAGGAUCAGCUGGUCUUGGACGGAUCCAGUUAACGAUUGCAUUCAGCGUUCAACGACAGCGAUUGCUCGUGAUCGUUCAUAAAAUUAGCAACAUCCCACAGAAAGAUCCGUCUAAUAUUCCGGAUCCCUACGUUAAACUGUACUUACUUCCUGGUAGAUCCAAAGAAUCCAAGCGAAAAACCAAUGUCGUUAAGGACAACUGUGAUCCGGUGUUUGACGCUACUUUUGAGUACAUCAUUUCGAAUGCCGAGCUGGUCAACUCAGAAUUAGAAGUCACGGUUUGUACUCAGAAAGGAUUCUUCGGAAGUCCAGUCAUCGGAAUGCAAAAACUGAUUUUGAGUGAUCCGGAUAUUGCAACGGCGCAAGGUGUUAAAGCAUGGUAUGAUUUGCUACCGGAAUCAAAAUUUGAGUAAAACAGCGUACCAGCGCUAACAAAGCUUUACAGUCACAUUUACAUAAGAUUUUCACACCAUUAUGAACGAAGAAUUCAGUAAAAUACAUGGAAAUUAUCGCGAAGCGUAUUUUAAUUCAUAUUUAUUCCUCUUAUACAAAGAAAAUGCACUUUUUGCAAACAAAUUCGUCCACAAUUUUUAUCUCUUAUAUUCGACCGCGUGUUUUAAAGAUUUUACAAAUAGAAGAGCACAAGUCAAGAUUCUCGUACAGCACUAUGGUAUUGAAAAAGAACAAUGAUGCAAAGCAUCUUCUUAGUUUUUUCUACAUUUCUAAUGAUAUUUUUUUUUCCUAAUUCUAAUUAACGAGCAACUUUAAAAUCAGGCCAAAUUCAGAGCAAAAAAUUCAGAUGAGAGAUCCUUUUGUAGAGAUAGGAGUAAAUGUUGUAGGAUUUCAGCAGGUUCCUGCCUCUUUAUCAAAGGCUUGUAGAUCUUAGGGUACUUCCUGAUGGUUUGCGCUAGCUGACGGUAGUCAUCCUUGAACUGAUCUCAAUGAACAAUUAUAUUGUACACGUCUUGAGCAUCCGAGUUAAACAGGAUUUUUAUUGGAGAAGGAGCAAAGGGGAUGACAAACUCAGUCGCAGGAGGAGGGGGAGGAGGGGAAUAGAUUCUAACGGUCUUUUUGGGCUUUUUCAUGUCGGCGUUGAUCUACCUACCUUGAUACCUUGAUGGCUACAGCGUAGCAUCACGCCAUUGCCGGGCGUAUUGUAGAGCUCCAUCUUCGUCGGUCUUGGGCGAAACUUCUCCAGUUGCCCCGAACGUUUAGGGUCGCCAGGUCCUCUUCCACUGCGUACAGCCAGCGUAUUCGUGGUCUUCCCCGAAGCCGCCAGCCUCUACCUGGUUCCCUGCUGAAUAUUAUUUUCGCAAUUCUUUCUUCCGACAUUCGCACUAAGUGACCAGCCCACUGAAGUCUGCCGUAUUUUACACGAUUGAUAAUAUUCGCAUCUUUGUACACUUGAUACAACUCGUGAUUCAUGCGUCUGCGCCACACACCAUUUUCGAGUUUCCCACCGAGUAUUGUCUGCAGCACUUUACGCUCGAAAACACCGAGAGCUUUCCGGUCUGACUCUUUCAACGUCCACGCUUCAGGGCGAAUUUAGUUUCGGUUUGCAAGCUGCGGGACCUAAGCUGGUUACGUAGUCCGUAAAAGGCCCUAUUCGCAGCCGCAACACGUCUUUUCACUUCGCGGGAAACGUCGUUGUCACAUGUCACAAGUGUUCCAAGGUAAACAAAUUCUUCAACAACUUCAAACACAUCCCCAUCAAACACUACCUCAGCACUUACACCACAAUGCCUGACUCUAUCUCUACCUGCAACCAUGUACUUCGUCUUGGUAGAAUUGAUGGUCAGGCCUAUCCUCGCUGUCUACCUCUUCAGAGGCACGAAGGCCUCUUCCACUGACCUGCGAUCGAUUCCAAUCAGGUCUAUAUCGUCCGCAAAGCCAAGGAGCAUGUGCGGCCUUGUGAUAAUAGUGCCAUUUCUUUGCACGCCAGAUCUCCUAAUAGCACCCUCAAGUGCAAUGUUGAACAGUAAAUUCGAAAGUGCGUCUCCCUGCUUCAAUCCGUCUAACGUCACGAACGAGGUUGACACCUCGUCUGCGAUCCGAACACUUGAUUUCGAACCAUCCAGCGUAGCACGUAUCAGCCUAAUUAGUUUCGCCGGAAAACCAUUUUCAGACAUUAUCUGCCAAAGCUCAUUUCUUUUCACUGAGUCGUACGCCGCCUUGAAAUCAAUAAACAGAUGGUGAGUCUGCAAGUUAUACUCCCGGAAUUUGUCUAGGAUCAUUCGCAAGCUAAACAUCUGGUCCGUUGUCGAACGGCCCUCACGAAAACCAGCUUGGUAUUCGCCGACGAAGGACUCCUCGAGCGGUCUCAGUCUGUUAAACAGGAUGCGCGACAGAAUUUUGUACGCCGAAUUCAGCAGGGUAAUUCCUCUGUAAUUGGCACACUCCAGUCUGUGCCCUUUCUUGUAGAUAGGGCGGAUGAGGCCAUCCAACCAGCCGGUGGGCAAUUCUUCGUCCUCCCAUACCUUCAGAAGUACUCGGUGGAUCGACUGGUAAAGCUGCGGCGUUGAUCUAGGUUUGCAUAAAAUCGGUCAUGUGUUCUCGAGCUUCCCUGAAGGUGUCCACGAACCCUUUUACAGAGCUGUUCAAGUGCCCGAGCUGACCUGUAAUGGUCUCCAGGAGCUCGGCUUGGUGAGAGACAGCUCGGUCCCGAGACUCUUGCACACGUACGAUCUCCUCAUGUUCAAUCAUGCUUCCGAGGAGGGACAGGCUGAUAUCAAGAGCCUGCAAAUCAGAAAAAGUGGCCAUAGACCGGACCUGAGAUAGCAGCCUGUUGCUGGUGGAGGGAGAGCAAGUUUUAAACAGGCUGGUAAGCAAGGGGAAUAGAGAUCAGCCAUGGGACAUUUGCAUAAUGAUCUCAUUGUAGUCUUUGAGAUUGCGCACUCCCCUGAAGGGGUUGAAAAAGUGGCCCUGAUAGGUAAAGCAGUAGAGGGUAUCAAGAUUCUUCCUUAACCACUGUUACGAAGCAAAACAAAGGUCAGUAUAAACGAGGUUAUCAUCGACACCUACCGGGAUCUCCACCGGAGGAACCCCCGAUGACUCUUGGUCUUCAAGAGGGAGCGGGGGAGCCUCUUCAGACAGGAUGGAUGAGAUAUACGGACCCAUCGGGGGCGGUCUGGGGGAUUCGGGUUGAACUGCUGACGGAGUUGCUGGAGGGGUUGACUUCCCAAAUUCCCCACUCACCCGCUUGGUAGGUUUCGAUGGACUAGCCACACCACUCAUUCUCCGUGCAACGGCUUCCUUCUCACGUUGCUCUUUUUCUAGAGCCUGAGGCCUUGCCUCCCCUGAAGUUGGCAUGCCUUCUCCUUCGGGAUGGGUCGAAAGGGCCUUGGAGGCGUUGCGAUUGAUAAGACUCAGCACGGCGGGAUCGGUAUUAAGAGUUAACGGGGAGUGGAGUUGGGCUUCUUGAAUCUGCUAGGACAAUCCUGUCACUUGGUCUCGGGAGAGACGGUCUGGGAGCUGCUGAACGGUCUUGAGAACGUUAGAAUCCAGAAAAACUCGGGUAUCUUGAGAGUUUUUGCUCAUUAUAAAAAGGUAACAAGACAAAGUAGAGUUUGAAGGUAAAACGAGAUAGCAGAUGUAUUCGGAAAUGACGGGAAAUUAUAUUUCUCUUCUUCUCUUCUAUUAUCAAGCUCUUUAAGGCACCGAACAUGAACAGAAUAUUUGAAAUUGUCUCCAAAUCGUGUCAAUUAGUAGGAAAGAAAUUCAACAAAUAACAUGCAAAGUAAGUGACAUAACUGUACCAUAAAACAAUCAAUAGUUGCCUGGCAAGGGGAACUUUUUGCUCUCGGAUAACAGUCCUACUGAACAGUUGUGCUGCCUGCGGCCUUUAGUGUUUAGUGCAAGAAACGUGGACUUGUUGUGAAGCGUAACUUUUAGCUGUUAAAUUCGAUUGUAGUACCCGGAGCUUAUGGAAAUAAUGAUAAAGUGCACGACAGUAGAGAAACAUUUAGCUUUAUGCUCAUGAUAAAAUUUUGUUGCAAAGAAGUAUAAAUUAAAGUUAUAAUAUGCAUAGUAGUGUAAGUCUUGUUAUGGAUACAGUGAGAAGCAUAGUUAUAAAUUUGCUCUGAUAAGAAAAUUGUACUUGUAUUGAAAUGAACACAUGAUAUGAAUAAAACGUACUUCAGAUUUAUUGUCAUUUGCUAUGAUCGAA
Aedes aegypti (yellow fever mosquito) is the source of this 6858-nucleotide messenger RNA. RefSeq names its product extended synaptotagmin-2 (gene Esyt2). Lineage: Eukaryota; Metazoa; Arthropoda; Insecta; Diptera; Culicidae. The record is from RefSeq and is a predicted model, not a curated record. Bases 524 to 3106 code for a protein of 860 amino acids. Gene Ontology annotation, biological process: lipid transport. Gene Ontology annotation, molecular function: lipid binding. The transcript is spliced from 13 exons.